AUCCAAUUGUUCAUUCGAACACUUGAUCAUGGCGUUGGCUCUGCCCUUCCACGCUUCCAUUUCGUUGUCCCAAUCUGCUCAAGGAAUUUUAACAGGGCGGAGGAGUCAUCUGAGGUUCCUUAAAUGCAGAAAAGAUGGAAGGAAAAUUCUACCACCAACUGCAUGUUGCCUUGAUCCAGUUCAGAUUACUCCAUCUUCACACAUUGUAGUUGCUAACUUGAAAGCCAUUAAAAUUCUAUCAGAGAACAUGGAGAGACUUGUUUCAAGCCACAAGCAGAGCUUAAUAAUGGCGGACGUGGAUCCACAAACAGCGAAGUUUCUGAUUGCAAUUACAGGUCCAUUUCUAUCAACAUUUGCCUUGUUGUUCAUCCUUAGAAUAGUCAUGUCCUGGUAUCCAAAGCUCCCAGUAGGGAAGCUCCCUUACGUUAUUGCUUACGCACCUACAGAACCAUUACUAGUCAUCACAAGGAAGGUGAUACCACCCCUUGGUGGUGUUGAUGUCACACCUGUUGUCUGGUUUGGUCUGGUUAGUUUCUUGAGUGAGAUCUUAGUAGGUCCACAAGGGCUACUGGUUCUUUUAUCUAGACAAGUAUAGAUGUUACUGAAAUGUAGUUUUUUUUCCUUGUGU
Dendrobium catenatum is the source of this 628-nucleotide messenger RNA. RefSeq names its product protein COFACTOR ASSEMBLY OF COMPLEX C SUBUNIT B CCB3, chloroplastic. Gene Ontology annotation, cellular component: chloroplast thylakoid membrane. The record is from RefSeq and is a predicted model, not a curated record. The transcript has 3 exons. The coding region runs from base 29 to 595 and encodes 188 amino acids. Lineage: Eukaryota; Viridiplantae; Streptophyta; Magnoliopsida; Asparagales; Orchidaceae.